AUGCGCUUCUCUACCAUUGCCGUCGCCGCCGCGGCCACGGCCGUCCAGGCCCAGCGUUCCACAGACAUGCCCAUCUGCGACUACUACACCACGGCGCUCCUCAAGAACAACACGGCCGAGAACCAGGCCACUCUCCUGACGCUCCUCGUCAACACCGUCGUCAUUGGAAACUACACCAUGCCCAAUGUCGGCGUCUCUGUCCCGGGUAUCCUCAAGGAGGGCGAGGUCGACGGCACCAUGGUCAACCUUCUCCCCUACUUCAGCGGCGGCCUGGCCUCGACCAACCGCGGCGACAAGGCGACCUGCGUCAACUUCCUCGACGGCGGCGCCGCCGAGCCGCUGAUGAAGAACAAGCCCGCCAACGACGAGACGUCAAACCAGUACUUCCUCCUCACCCAUCUGUACCAGUUCUUCGGCACCCUGCUCGGCUGCUCCAAGCAGGGCAUGACGGGCUUUGACGCCUACGGCGGCGACCCGUCCAUGUACAAGGUGCACAAGUUUAUGAACCUGGGCAAGGCCGAGAUGGGCUACUUCAUCACCCAGGUCGGCAUGGCCGCUGCCUCGUUUGGCGUCGCCAAGGACGACAUCACCAUCGUCGCCAACGCCCUCGGCGACACCUUCAACAUGCGCUGCAGCGCACCCGCCGAGGUCAUCAAGGGCCAGGGCCCCCAGCCCCAGGCCAUUUGCAUCAAGAGCGACUGCACCGAGGCCAAGGACCCCAAGUGCGAUGCCUACUCCGAGGCCGUCGCCCCCGCAAAGUGCAACGGGACUUCCAGCUCCAUGACCGGCACUAUGACCGGCACUAUGACCGGCUCUGCCACCGGCACCAUGACUGGCUCCAUGACUGGCUCCAUGACUGGCUCCAUGACUGGCUCCAUGACUGGCUCCAUGACCGGCUCCAUGACCGGCUCCGCCACCAGCUCCGCGGGUAGCAGCCCUACAUCGACCGCUCCAGCUUCCGGCGGUGCCGGGAACGUCAACAACUUCGGCCUAGCCGCCGUCAUUGCUGCCGCCGCCGCCUAUGCUCUGUAA
This is a messenger RNA of Cordyceps militaris CM01, 1032 nucleotides long. RefSeq lists its product as uncharacterized. The record is from RefSeq and is a predicted model, not a curated record. NCBI's taxonomy places the organism in Eukaryota, Fungi, Ascomycota, Sordariomycetes, Hypocreales, Cordycipitaceae. The coding region runs from base 1 to 1032 and encodes 343 amino acids. The transcript is spliced from 3 exons.